AUGGAUGAAAGUGGAAUUAUUGGAUAAAUGAUAUUAGAAUAUACAGGAAGAAUUAAAAAGGUUAUAAAUCAUAUUAAUAUUUAGAGCAGCGGCACUUUAGACAAUCCUAAAUUAAUACCAUUCAUAACAACUAUUGUGUCAUCAACUGCUAAGAUUUUAGAUAAAUAAUCACUCAAUAGAGUAACAAGUAUAUUCAACUUUUAUUAAAGUAAGUUAUUAAGAAUCAGAUAUUUUAAUUUACAUAGAUUAAACAGAUAUAGUGGUUUUGGAAAGAUAAAAGUGA
This is a messenger RNA of Paramecium sonneborni, 283 nucleotides long. The record is from the annotation of a GenBank genome assembly. Lineage: Eukaryota; Ciliophora; Oligohymenophorea; Peniculida; Parameciidae.